UUAGCCGCUACCUACCGAGCACGCAGGAGCCGGGCUGGGAGGGCAGAUGUGAUCCUGAUAAGGGCUGGCCGGUUGGAGCUAUACGGGCGGGCUGGCACCUUAAAAAGCGGCUGUCACCUCAACACUUCCCACUCGCCUGUCGUCGUGGGAUCGGAGCAACACGCAGAAGUCCCGUAGCAAAGCGAUUAUCUUGCUCAGUUUAUCAUCAUGACAUCAGUACAGACUCCUCCCCUCUCUCGCUCUGGCUCCUCCCCCUCAAACGUGGGGCUGACCAAUCGAACGGGACCCUCAGUGACCCCGCCCACCUCCCUUAGCCUGCGCUCCUCCUACAAUCAGCUGCUGGGGCGUGACAUCAUCAAGGAGUCCGCCAGCAUGGAGACCGGAAGUUCGGCUACACUUCCAAAAAGCCGGCAAAGAUACGCCAUGACCAGUGUUCGAAGCGCCAUGGGAAUCAGCGACAACCUGGGAUCAUCCAAAAACCAGAGGACUCGAGGUCUUCCCACAAAGUCCUCCUCAAGCUCUGCCCUCUACUCCUCAUCAGCAUCCUCCACAGUGUUCAAUACAACCAAUCCCAAACUAGUGAAGAAUGGCGCUAACAUGCAAAGACGUGCUGAAAGCCAACAAAUGGAGUUGUGUAGAGCAACCACAGAAAGCAAAAUCCACAAUGACCUCCUGAACAACGCCAGCUCUGAUUGGCUGGAUAAUUCACAACCUUUUCGUAGAAGGACCAAAAGCUUCUUGGGGUAUCACGCGAAGACUUGGGAUAUGGACAGCAAUUGUGACCACAAAGAGGAAAAAGAGGAGGAGGUGGAGAAUAAACAGUUAUCUCCUGAAAAAGAGCAAGCUAGUCCCAUGAAGGAGUGUGAGAUUCAGAAAGAAGAGAAAGAUAACAAUAAAGAUGAUUGCCAGGAGGAAAAAGAUGUCGUAGAACCAAUAGCCGAAGAGGAAAACGAAUCAACGACGCCAACACCAAGACAAUCAAUUUUACCCGUGGUGGUUGAGGCCCCUCUCUCCUGCACCUCAUCUAGCAGUAACAGUCCGGAGUGGGUCCCAGACAACCAGAAUCUUCUCCAAAAUCAGGCUCCAGUCCACCUCCAAGAAGACAUCACAACUCAGAGUCCUCGCAGUCCCGGUAAGCCCUCUCGCACCUCCUCUCCCCGGGUCAUCAAAGUCGAGCUACACCCCAACAAUGAGAACCAGUUCCAGCAGCAGUAUCCGCCAACGUCAUCCCCGAAACUGCACCGGUUUGGAGAGAGGAGUACCCCAACGAGGAGCAGAACGCCCUCAGUUCCCCCAGAGCCUGAAUCAGAGACAGGGCUGCCCAGAGUGAGUUUGAGAAUGGACCUAACUCCAGACAGUCCUUCCGAGGAUGAGGAUUCAAGUUGGACCACGCUGUCGCAAGAAACGCCCUCUCCACAAACUCCUCAUGAGACAGAUAUGUGGAGUGAAGGGGACCUGCCCCCGGGCUGGAGGGAGAUCUCAGACUCAUCAGAGGUCUAUUUCUGGCACGUCCCCACCGGUACCACUCAAUACCACAGACCUGUUGCCUCUAGCAACCAGAACUCGUCUCCGAACAAUGGCCCAGACAGUGAGACACAACAAGAAACACAGGACUCUCUCAAACCACCCAAUGAGCGCCCCAGCAGCCUGAUCUCUGACAGCUCAGUGGAGCCUGUACCCUCUCCCUCUGCCUCCUCCCCUGACUCCGCCUCCUCCACCCCCAUGAAUGAUGUCAUCUGCUCCGGACCAGACCUAAACCUCUCCACCUGCACAGUCAGUGAACUGAAAGACUACCCAGUGUAUCCAGACCCAAGCCUCAAGGCAUUCGAAGGAGCCACACUGCGCUACGCUUCCCUCAAACUUAACCCUCCCGCCCAACUGGAGACUGUGGAUCUUGACAGCACUUACUCAGACUCAGAGGCAAUGUCUUUCCCCGUGCGGUCUCUGGGCUGGGUGGAGAUGUCAGAACAGGACCUGUGCGAAGGGCGGAGCAGUGUGGCUGUGCACCACUGUAUCAGACAGCUGUCCUACUGCAGGCGGGACAUACGGGACUCCGCGGGGGUCUGGGGAGAGGGUAAAGGAAUGCUGCUGGUGCUUCAGGAUCGGAUGUUGACCUUGGUUGACCCUGACGACCGCAGUCUGCUUCACUCUCAGCCAAUCAGCAGCAUCCGUGUGUGGGGCGUGGGCCGGGACCAUGACAGGGACUUUGCCUACGUGGCGCGGGACAAGAACACGCGGGUGUUAAAGUGCCACGUGUUCAGAUGUGAUACGCCGGCCGCCGCCAUCGCCACCAGUCUCCACGAAAUCUGCACCAAGAUUAUGGCUGAAAGGAAAAGUGCCAAGGCUGCAGCAGGCAGCUCCUCCCAGACCGGCUCAGAUGUACCACUACAAGAAUUUCCGAUGCCAAAGACGGAGCUGGUGCAGAAGUUUCAUGUGUUGUAUUUGGGUGUGACAUCGGUAACUCGUCCCAUCGGGAUGGACAUAAUAAAUGGAGCCAUAGAAAGUCUUGUAAACUCCACAGGCAAAGAGGACUGGACUCCAGUUAUUUUGAGCAUUGCUGACACUACAGUAUCUGUUAUAAAGGAAAAGGAGGAGGAGGAGGAGGCCCUGGUGGAGUGUCGGGUGCGCUUCCUGUCCUUUAUGGGCGUGGGGCGAGAUGUUCACACAUUCGCCUUCAUCAUGGACACCGGGAACCAACACUUCCAAUGCCAUGUGUUCUGGUGCGACCCCAAUGCGGGCUGUGUAUCUGAGGCUGUGCAGGCAGCAUGUGUGCUUCGGUAUCAGAAGUGUCUGGUGGCACGGCCCCCCUCUCAGCGAGCCGGCUCCUCCACCUCUCCCACCUCAGACUCGGUGACACGUCGGGUGACCACCAGUGUGAAGCGCGGGGUGCAGUCUCUCAUAGACACUCUGAAACCCAAAAAACAGCCCCCUGAACUGCCCCAGCAAUGACCUCCCACUGGUGUCCACAGCACUCUCACCAUAUCGCCACUGUAACAUGUAACCAGUGCCAGCCAUGGUAAACAAUGAUGUACAUACUGUAUACGUUAGGUGCCACUACGUGAAGGAACCACAAAGAAACGAAGAAUACUUAAAGAAAGACUACUGAAAGAGUUGCAGGGUGAACUUUGACACUUGAACUCUACUGUCCAAACUGCCCAUAGUGGACUUUGGGGCUGACGUCCUUUGUACAACCAGAGGAAUUUUCAUCUGUCCAUUGCCUGCUUUUAUUUGUUUAAGUUUUGUUUUGUUUUUCAUGAUCUGUAUCCCUCUGUCCUAAAAAGGGAAUGGUAAAAGUAGUUGACAACUUUCUGUUUGUAAAUGAAUGUAAAGUAAGAGGACUGUAUUCAGAUGGAGAUUAUAGAUAUGAGGGACAAUGGGACUGGUGUACUUGGUGAAAGAUUAAUGUAUGCAUGUUAUGUUGAUAAGAUGCUAUUUGUUUUACUUGGAUGAAAAAAAUGAGGGUCUGCAUCAAGACAGGAGCUAUCUCUGAGGCACAGAUUGAUGCCUUAAAGUUUAAAAAAGAGGAAAUAUUCUACCCCCAAAAUUUUCAAACCAAAAUGUUCUAUUUUUGUUGUUGUUAAUGAGUUAAUCAGUACAAAUAUGUUUUUAAAAUGCUCCAUGUUUGAUUGUAAUUUGAUUGUAUUUCAUUCAUGAUCAAACAAGUUAAAGUAUCAAGAAUGUUAUUUUGAAAUGUUAAAUUGCUCAGGAAGCUCUAUGUACACACUUAUACAUAUGGUAGCAGGUUAUUUCCAGAGAUACCGGCUCUUCUUGGCUAUCCAUGGGUUUCAGAAUGAUGAAAAGGUAGGACCGUUGCCAUAGCAAUGAACAAUUUAACCUAAAAUAUUAUAUCUUUUGACUGGCAAAAAGUCCUCAAAAUGUCACCUAUAAUAGGAGCUGAAGCCCAUGGAUAUAAGCAGUGUUGUGGCCCCUCUAUGGACACACAUGAGUAGUAUAGCGGUAAACUCUAUACCCCUCUCCCUCAGAAGCUCUGCAGACUGUCAGCUCUGGGUCACAGACACAUAAAUAUGAGCACAUCGCGGUAAAGCGUUUUGCUGUCACUGCUCUUUGAAACCCUUCGCACUGCUCCUAUGGCUCGGGGCCACCACCUGCACUCCACGUGAACUCAGUGAUGCAGUCCGACUCAAACGGCAACGGCACUCUCACACAACUAGACGCUCUGAAAGUCAUAUCUGUUCUGUUUGCCACCAUCUUCACAGUGUGUAAAUGUACAAAUAUGUUGUGAGAAUAAACGCAUUAUC
Molecule: messenger RNA, 4259 nt
Organism: Periophthalmus magnuspinnatus
Lineage: Eukaryota; Metazoa; Chordata; Actinopteri; Gobiiformes; Gobiidae
Gene: apbb2a
Product: amyloid beta precursor protein binding family B member 2
Exons: 14
Coding region: 208-2949 (913 amino acids)
Biological process (GO): regulation of DNA-templated transcription
Cellular component (GO): nucleus; cytoplasm
Molecular function (GO): transcription factor binding; amyloid-beta binding
Source: RefSeq, a predicted model, not a curated record